AUGUGUGUAUGGCAGGCUCUCGACCCAGAACACAACUUCGCUGCCGCAUCGAGCCACAUCCGCGAUGCAGCAGCUCAAGGCGCCUCUCUCGCCGUUCUCCCCGAAUACCACCUGACAGGCUGGGUGCCUGACGAUCCCAAGUUUUCAGAGCUUGCUCAGACAGCCUACUCCUACGUCCCCCGGUACCAGGAUCUUGCACGUGAAUUGAAAAUCAACAUUGUCCCAGGGACAAUAGUGACCAUCGACCCCAAUCACCCUCCCCCUGGGGCCAGCAACGGUACAACGCCGACGAAGCCACAAGCCCUGCUCAACAUUGCGCCUUUCAUCUCGUACACCGGCGAACUACUAGGGUCGUACACCAAAGCGAACCUCUGGCUCCCCGAGCGCGCAGUCUUGACCUCGGGCCCGGACUCGACAAGGCCACACCACGCUGCCGGCCCUGUGUCCUCCGAAGGACCUCCGCCCACGCCUCCCAAUCCGCACUCCGUGAUCGAGACACCAUUGGGUCCCGUCGGAAUAGUGAUCUGCUGGGACCUGGCCUUCCCCGAAGCAUUCCGUGCACUGGUCAGACAAGGAGCCAGAUUGAUUAUAAUACCUACCUUCUGGACGCGCGACGACCUCACGCCCGAAGCUCGCCGGUACGGUCCAGACGUCGACAUCAUGUUUCUCAAGAACGCACUCAUCACGCGGGCCUUUGAAAACACAUGCGCCAUCAUAUUCUGCAACGUGGGCGGUCCGCCCGAAGAAGACUACGCGGGCCUCUCUCGCGUCGUCCUACCCCUCGUCGGUCCCGUGCAGGGUGGCUUCGAAGACAGCACCCCCGGGAUGCGCAUUGUCGAAGUCGACAUGAAGACCGUCGAUCUCGCUGAGCAGAAUUACAAAAUCAGGGAAGACAUGGCGAGUCCGUCGUGGCACUACGGAUAUGAACUCAGGAGAUGA
This is a messenger RNA of Exophiala spinifera, 939 nucleotides long. RefSeq lists its product as uncharacterized. NCBI's taxonomy places the organism in Eukaryota, Fungi, Ascomycota, Eurotiomycetes, Chaetothyriales, Herpotrichiellaceae. Gene Ontology annotation, molecular function: hydrolase activity, acting on carbon-nitrogen (but not peptide) bonds, in linear amides. The record is from RefSeq and is a predicted model, not a curated record. The coding region runs from base 1 to 939 and encodes 312 amino acids. The transcript is spliced from 2 exons.